AUGAUCUUGAAGGUGAAGUUGCCUGAUUUGGAAUUUUACAUUAACGUGGGAGACUGGCCGGUGGAGACGAGAAAGGCAGAUGCCAAUCCCGGACCUGUUCCAAUCUUGUCCUGGUGUGGCUCAACAGACACGAGAGAUAUUGUUCUACCCACCUACGACAUCACUCACUCCACCAUGGAGACCAUGAGAGGUGUGACGAAUGACCUGCUGUCUGUCCAAGGCAAUACAGGACCUCCAUGGGUAAAUAAAACAGAAAAGGCAUUUUUCCGUGGCCGUGACAGUCAGGAGAGAAGACUCUACCUGGUCGCUCUGUCCAAGAAACAUCCGGAGUUGUUGGAUGCAGGGAUCACAGGAUGGUUCUUUUUCAGGGACAGGGAAAAAGAUGUGGGAAAAGCUCCGCUUGUUGGAUUCUUUGAUUUCUUCAAGUACAAGUACCAAGUGAACAUGGAUGGAACAGUGGCAGCAUAUAGGUUUCCUUACUUAAUGCUGGGAAACAGUCUGGUCCUGAAGCAGAACUCUCAAUAUUAUGAGCAUUUCUACAACCAUCUAAAACCAGGAACACAUUACAUUACUGUGGGGAGAAACCUGUCUGACCUCAUAACCAAAAUCGAGUGGGCUAAAAAGAACGAUGCUGAGGCACAGGAGACAGCAAAAGCAGGCCAGGCGAUAGCCAGAGAACUGCUGCAACCAAACAGACUGUACUGUUACUUCUACAAGGUGUUGGAGAUGUACUCGGAGAGGCAGUCAGACCAGCCCACACGGCAUGCAGACAUGGAGCUCGUACCUCAGCCGGAUGACCAAACUUCAGCUUGCACAUGCCAUCAUGGAAAGGAGAAAAAUGAACCCACUUUGACGAAGGAGGAACUAUGAUUGACGCCGUUUUCUUGAGUUAUGCUACCCAAAUAGUGGUCAAGUCAAGUCAAUUUUAUUUGUAUAGCCCAAUAUCACAAAUUAUAAAUUUGCCUCAAGGGGCAUUACAGCAACACAACGUCCUAAACAUGUCAAAACAAUAUAUAUUGCUUACAAGAAAAUGUGACUAUCGCACCUAAAAUCAGUAGCCCCCCUGAUCAGGUUAUAACGUUAAUGUUGAAUGAUGGGAGUUUUUCUAUUUUUCCAUUUAGUCUUGAGUGGGAAGAUGGCAGCGCAAAUUCACGUUUACAGCGGCCUAACCCAGUACCGUCCAUGCAGUUUCUUUAUCCACGUCUGCGUCUAAGUUUGUCUUCGUUUGAUGGCUGAGAGAGCUGGCGCCGGAUCAGCUGGGAGAGCUUGGUCUGCUGCAUCCUGUGGGCCCAAGGGACCACGGCCCUGCCUGGAGCUGUGCCCGAAGAGGUAACACCGAGGGCGGUCUGGCGGUGGCCUCACCUAGCCUUGACUGUGAUUUUAGUGUCGUCGUGUGGAGUGCAGGGAGGUGUGUCGAAGGUGUCUAGCUGGGAGAGCUGGCGUUGGAUCAGCUGAGGGAGCUUGGUCUGCCACGUCUUGUGGGCCCAAGGACCACAGCCCUGACCAGAGCUGUACCUGAAGAGGAAACACCGUGGGCGGUCUGACAGGACGUGGAAGCGGAGCAGGCUAAGCUAAGCUAACUGCUAGCCCAUGCAGACCGGCAGUUCCAACAGUCAUCCUGGCUGGUGUUUGUUCUCCUGGACAGUGAUUUUUUUGUGUUGUUUAGUUUAGAUAUUAGUUUGGAUAUAUGUGUUCUUGUAGUUUUUGGAUCUGUGUUUUUGUCUUUGUGUUGCAUUGCUGUGGGCUGGGGGGAAAUGUUAUGUUUCGUUUCAUUUCAUGUGGGCUGGCGCAUGAAAUGAAAUGACAAAGUCUUUCUGGUUUCUGAUUCCAUGCCGGGAAAAGAUCGAGAUUCUUCUGGGCUGCAUCAAGGACUUCAUCCCCUGUAUUACAACUUGAAAUUGACCAGUAGAUUGAAACCUACAUGGGAUCAUGCCAUAAAUAUAGAUUCACUGUUUUUAUGCCGUUUCUUUUUCUUGCGUUCUUUAUACUGUGGUAGUAAGGUGGGGAAAAAACUGCCAACAUGAAGAAAUGGCUCACAACUAUUUGUUUUGUCAUUGUGUAUGUGAGUUUGUCUGGUCAAUGUUAAGUUUGUAUUUUUUAUACUGAAGUUGACUUUACUGUGAGACAACUGUAAAAUGUACAAAAGCUGUCUGUGGUUACAUUAGUAUAAUUUUUUUUUAAAGUUUGUAGGGUAAAUAUAA
Lampris incognitus (smalleye Pacific opah) is the source of this 2201-nucleotide messenger RNA. RefSeq names its product protein O-glucosyltransferase 3 (gene poglut3). Bases 1 to 870 code for a protein of 289 amino acids. The record is from RefSeq and is a predicted model, not a curated record. The transcript has 3 exons. Gene Ontology annotation, molecular function: glucosyltransferase activity. Gene Ontology annotation, cellular component: endomembrane system. Lineage: Eukaryota; Metazoa; Chordata; Actinopteri; Lampriformes; Lampridae.